Molecule: messenger RNA, 963 nt
Organism: Geodia barretti
Lineage: Eukaryota; Metazoa; Porifera; Demospongiae; Tetractinellida; Geodiidae
Source: the annotation of a GenBank genome assembly
AUGCAAGCUACACUCUAUGCAGGAACUAUUGGACAAAGUGUCUGGAACAGUACCGACAACGGGGACACAUGGCGCAGAGUUAGUAACGGACUCUUUCCGGAGGCCGAUAUUCGUGCCAUAGCCGUCAACCCGAGUGACUCAGACACGCUCUAUGCAGGUACCGAGAACGGUAUCUUCCGAACAAAUAAUGCUGCUGAAUCGUGGCACCACCUUCCAAGCCCUAUGGAUGGACGGGAAGUGUGGUCAAUAGCAGUUGAUUCAAGGACACCAGACACACUUUACGCCGGUACGUGUCCUUCUGCGUUUUUCAAAUCUACUGAUGGCGGUGAUAAUUGGAAGCAACUCAACGUUGACUUGGCACAAGAAUGUGAAGGUAUUCCGAUUAUCCCGCGCGUCACGACCUUUGUGAUUGAUCCCGAAGAUUCGCAAACACUCUAUGCUGGGAUUGAAAUUGAUGGGAUGCGUCUCAGCACUGAUGGUGGUGAAACGUGGACAGAGCGGAGCGAAGGACUCAGUAGUUUGGACAUUCACGGGCUUUGUGUAGUCCCCGGUUCACCCAAAACUAUCAUCGCAGCAACGAACAACGAUGUUUGUGUCACGACGGAUAUGGGCAAACAGUGGACACCGUUAAAUGUCAAGGCACAUUACCCAUGGCCCUACUGCCGUGCGGCGUUUUUCCUCAACGGCGAUGCAGGCAGAGUGUUCAUUGGUGCUGGGAAUGGUCCGCCGGGCGACCAAGGUGGUAUCUUUUCAACUCGUGAUGCAGGAGAAACAUGGGAUCGCUCAGAUAUCGGCAGAACUGCGAACAGCACAAUCUGGACAUUUGCCCAUAAUCCGAAAGUUAACAACUUCUUAAUCGCUUGUAGUGUGAGCGGACAGCUCUAUCGCAGCACAGAUACUGGCGAUUCAUGGACUAAACUUGCACACGAAUUUGGGGAAGUUCGAGCAUUGGCUAUUGGAUAA